Molecule: messenger RNA, 1060 nt
Organism: Camellia sinensis
Lineage: Eukaryota; Viridiplantae; Streptophyta; Magnoliopsida; Ericales; Theaceae
Source: RefSeq, a predicted model, not a curated record
GGCAAUUUGGUACUUUGUUAUUCUAGCAGGAAGAUCAAGCCCAGAACUCAACAAAAUGCGUGUAGUGAGUUUGUUUGCCCUGCUUGUUAUGUUAAAUUAAAUCCCCACUUGGUAGUUAUUUCCUAGAAAUGAUUUAGCUACUUCGUUGGGAAAUCAUUGUCUAGUGAUGCCAGCUGAUUUUUCUAAACUUUGAAGACAAAUCUUCAUAAAUUAAAAUAGACAACUACCUAAGAAAGAAUAGAAAAGGUAACUUGAGGAAAAUAGUAGAGAAAGUGGUUAGAAAGAAAACACAGAAUGUGAAAGAACUUUAUUUGUUGAAUCCUGGCAAAGACCCUGAUGUUCAUUUGAAGUAAUGACACACAAAGUGUACUCAUUCAAAAUUUGAUGUUGAAUAUAACAGAAAGAUUCAUGUAUGCAUGCCCAAAUGCUAGUAUAUCCUUCUAGUUUACUAAAUGGAGUACAUUACUAUGAUAAAGACUCUGCACAGGAUCCUAGAAGCACUGUCCACAGUUGAUAACGAUCAGCCGUCGUCACUAGCAGCUGUUGCACUGAAGGAAAAGCGGUUGACAUUUACUUGGCUUAAUGGGGAAGCCCAACAAAUCAUCAAGUGGAUCUCUCAAAUAAUCGAAGAUGGUGACUCUAGGGAGCUCCCCUUUUUUAGAGCAAAAACUCUUGCACUUGUUCCUGAAGAUGCAGAUCCUAUUUGGUCAGUAGGUGCCAAAACAAUUCUAUCCAAAGGGACAGGAAUGAAACAGAGAAUUGGUAGCAUCAUGAAUGGAAUCCGCAAUCGCCUGGGAGAUCCAAGGAUUGGCCCAGUCUUGCUCUUGGGAGCAUUGAUGUCUUUUGGUGGCAUCUGGCUGCGAAGGAGCCAAUCAACUCAUCCAAGUCAAUCAAAUAAUCAAACUCAACCGAGCAAAAAAGAUGAUGAAGAUAGACCAAAUCAGAGACGCAAGAAGAGAGCGGUGUCAAACCAAGAUUGUCCUCCUUCCAUCACUGACACAGAACCAAAAGAUGCUUACCAAAUGCCACUAUCAGAUUCUGACUCUGAGUAGUAGAUGGU